This is a messenger RNA of Durio zibethinus, 915 nucleotides long. The record is from RefSeq and is a predicted model, not a curated record. NCBI's taxonomy places the organism in Eukaryota, Viridiplantae, Streptophyta, Magnoliopsida, Malvales, Malvaceae.
AUGGCUAAACAAAUAUUCCAUGUAUUCAUGUGGGUUGAUUUUGAGAUGCAUGGCACAGCUCGUGGGACUGCUGCAAAGUUUGGAUCACUUGAUUUCGACGUUACCAAAAGCUUCAAUGUGUUGUUUAUCACCCCAACAAUUGUAACGGAUUCUCUUGCAGUUUUAGCUACUUUAGCAGAGAAAGUUGAUGGGACGGUUGCAAUUUUACGCCGCGGAGCCUUGCAAUUGUUAGUGAGGAAUUUGAAUACCUUCACUUCAAGGACAGCGAAGGAGUAUUGCGUUUCCUUGUUGUUGGCUCUCUGUGUAAAUGGCGGUCUAGAUGUGGUUGUUCGUUUGGUGAAGAAUCCUUGUCUUAUGGGAUCCUUGUAUUCCCAGCUUAGUGAAGGUACCACUCGAGCUAGCAAAAAGGCCAGUGCAAUCAUCAGGAUUCUGCAUGAGUUUUAUGAAAAGAGAUCCUCAGCUUCAGCGACUCCAGUUGUUCCACGAGAACGAUUCGUUCACGCAUGGUAAUUGGUAACCCAAUUAUUUUCCGGGUACCCAUUUAUUGUUUUUUUGCUUGUUCAUUCCUGCAAUCUUUCCAUGUAAAUACACGCAAGUGUCUAUAUUGCUCAGCUUCUGCAUUUUUCUAUGAAGCUGCGUGAAAAAAGUUAUUGUGGCAUUAUAAUUUUAUUUACGGAAUGUUGAUAAUAUAUAUGGUCGUAAGACUAUAAUACAAUGGUGUAAAAUUCAUUCCUCAUAAGUGGUAGUAUAAUGUAUAAACAGCUUCAUCUGUGUUGUACGCUCGUUCUAGGAUUGUGCUAUAGUUUAUCUAAUACUAAAUCUAUCCACUUUACAACUUUAGUAUAUAAUUGUUCCACGGAUGCAGCUGGCUUUGUGGUGAUGUACAUCCACUCGUGAGAUAUUAUCUGCUCGAAA